This is a messenger RNA of Vollenhovia emeryi, 5714 nucleotides long. RefSeq lists its product as uncharacterized. The transcript has 11 exons. NCBI's taxonomy places the organism in Eukaryota, Metazoa, Arthropoda, Insecta, Hymenoptera, Formicidae. The record is from RefSeq and is a predicted model, not a curated record. The coding region runs from base 72 to 3608 and encodes 1178 amino acids.
CGGAAGGCGGAGCGCGGUCAUCGAUUGAGAAACAGUGAUUGAGAGAAUCCGGUCGACUUGCAGAUGUUAAAAUGUCUCAACCAGAAUUGAUGAGCGAUUUGGACGUGCCCGAAAAUCCGCAGCAUCCCUGUCAGUGUUCCACAAUCAACAAUAUGGACCCCAUGAGGACACCGAGGGACAGAAUGGAAAGGAAUAUGAAUAGCACCAGGAUCUCCAAUAGUUCGGAUCUCCCACGAAAUCUAGAGACCUUACAGAACGUUUUCGAGCCGGUACGAAGAUUGGAGAGCCCCCAUCAAGAUAAAUCGCAGAUCAGUCUGGAUAAUACUAGGAACGUCGACCUCCUGGAACAUCAAGCGAACAUAUCAUCUAAUUCAAGAUCCAUGAAUAGUCAGAAUUCGUUGCUGUCUCUUCACGGGCACAAUCUCUCGUGUAGUCCUCGUAACUUGGAUUUAUCGCGCAAUCUGGCUUUCGAGGCGGCUCGAAGAGUUCAGGAAAGUUCGACCCUGCAAGACAACCAGCACAGUUUGACCUCGAGUCCUAGUCCCUUGCUGGAGACGGGGCCGAAUUUACUUGAGACUACCGGCAAAGAAUUAGAUAAGCAGUUGGAAGAUCACGCCGGCCUGUCGCCGCAGAAGCAGAGCGCCAACAAGGAGAAGCUGAAGAAUGUGCAGCAGGUGUUGAAUCCUUACCAGCACCAUCAUGAGACGGUGGAGCGCGGAGUACACGGACACUUUCACGGCGACAUACACAGCCACAUUCACAAGCACGCCGACAACUUCAGGAACGCGAAUCUGGACGAAGGCUUGAUGGGCUUUCAGCAACACCAGCGACAGCACACGCAUCAUCAUCAUAGUAACGCAAAGACAAAUGUUACUCAUCAUCACGGAUCCGGGGUACAUCACACACACGCGCAAGGAAUAGCCGGGCACCAUCAUGGAAAUCUGGCAACUAGUCUCACCAGCCAUGUCCAUGGAAAUUCUGGUCCUCUGAGCGGAUCCGGUUCAGGUUCCAUGAAUCAAACUAGCUCUGCCACCUCUAUCGGACACCAUCAUCCAACGGCGAUGCCUAUCGCGGCGACGAUGAACCACCUGAACUCCCCCCACAGUCAUCAUCGGCUCAACGCCGGCUCCAGCUUGGCCCACCAUUCAAAUCCUGCCUUUCCCAGCGAUCAUCACGGCGCUUCGGGUGCCCUGAGCGGCGCGUCGUCGAAUUCGAGUAUGAUGAACCACGGUGGUUCGCCCACGGUGCACCGGCACGUGGUCAACGUCAACGGCAGCUUAUCGACGACGCCACUGGGUGGUCACCAUCACGGCAGCUCGUCGGGCAGUUUAACUGGCCAUUCCAGCGUGAACCAUCACCACGUCAGCUCCGGCAUAUCGUGCGAGUCCUCGUCGUCGAACGCUAACACUAGGACGCACAGCAGGUUGGAUCACGUCCACGAUCAUCAUCAUCACCUGCAAUCGGUGCAUUCGUUACACGCGAGUCAUCCCGAUACCAGGUCGAGAGAUCGGGCGCCCUCGAGCUUGGAUCAUCACGGACAUCUCCACGGUCAUUUGCACAAUCACGGCCACCCGCAUGGGCAGAGCGACACUAAAAACGCGUCUCUUAUGGGCAUCGACGCCAUUCAGGUUUCCGCCCCGACGAAGAACAAGUGUCAAUGUCACGUGAUGCAUUCCGGAGGAAACAACGGAGGAACCGAGGGCGAGAGUGACGGAGGGAUCGAAAUGGCAUCACGAACUCAUCAACCUCCCGCACUUCCGCCGCGUCCACCACCGAGACCGACGAGACGUUACGAGACGACCACCACCAGCCAAUGUCACACCGGCGAAGGUGGCUGCUGCAAGAAGUACGUCGUCCUCUGCUACCUCUGCGGCGGAUUGAGUGCGGCGGUCGGCAGCCUUUUUUUGGCGGUGCACGCGGUCCUCUCGGCCCACACGGACAGUCUAGCGCUCUUCGAAACCGUGCCGUCUUACAUUCCUGGUAUUAUGCUGAUCCUGAUGGGUUUCUUCACAAUGCUGCUAGCUAGACGAAAGCACAGAUACGGACUUCUGAUGAAAGUCUGCGGUUCCGUGGGAGUGGUGUGCGCGCUGGUAUGCGUACUCGUCACCGUCACGACUACGGUAGUUCACAUGUCCCGAUUGCAGAAUCUCCGCGAGUGCGUUUACACUGCGCGCGCGAGAUCGUGCACGUGUUACGGCGCACCGGCAUCGAAGGGAGAUCCCGGUGUGCUGUUCGAGGGAACGCCUCACUGCGAGGCUGUGCACGGCGCGUUGUCGGACUGCCUGAGGGCCCUCUUCGGCGUCUCGGUCGCCGGUAUACUGGCCUGCAUAUUCUCGUGCAUGCUCGUGUACCAAUUGCUGAGCCACGAAAAGAAGAAGAUGUACUGGGAGCAGUUGGAGCUGAGAUGCAGAUCGCUGUACGGCCAGGGCGCCGCCGUGGGACCGUCGGCCGGGUCCUGCGGAUGCUGCAACGAUUGCGGGGGUGCGAACCCGUGGUGGGCCCAGACACCCGGCAAUUUAUACACCCCGAAUCCUGAUAUGGCGCCGUCCCGGAGAUGGCGAUUACCUUGGUCGAGAUCGAGAGGUCCAGCACCGAGCCCAGAUUCGAAUUACGGCUUUCACACGCAAACACGACCAACGGAAACCAAUGUGGAGAGCGGAACCGGCCCCUACAGUGUCUUUAACUCGCAGUCGAGUGGUCCUUACUCCGUUUUAAAUGCUCCGAAUGCCCCAUACACACCGAGCACCGCGUCCUACAGUGUUUUGGAAACUCCAGUGCCAUUGUGGGGACCGCCACCUCCGUACAGCGAUCCUAACAGUCCCGCCAGACGACCGCAAAUGACCGAAUCGAGAGCCAGAAUUGCCAAGAGAAUGGAUAACUUCGAAAAUAACGAAGAUCAUAGAUCGAGACCUGCGAAACGUCCUUCUGAUAAUUAUGAGAAUGCCGAGGAGAUCUCUAACAGCACGGAUCCUGAGGGCGGGAACGAGGGGACCAUCAAAGGUAGGAGAGUCAGGAAACCUUUGAAAGGCGUGGAAAAUGGGGCAUUUCAACAAGAAGCAAAUCCCGGCUCGAAACAGUCCGAGAGCGAACUAUAUUUCGGUGACGUGUCAUCGUGCUGCGGACCCGAGAGUAGUUAUUACGAUCUAGCUGUGGAAAAAGAAGGUGCCGAACGUUCGGAAGAUGUAGACUAUCUUACGACCAGGCUAAACAAGCGUCAACUGUCGAAGAGAUCUCGAUUGCCUCUUCCUUUGCCUGCGGACAACGGCAACAUUCCUUGUGACAAUUAUGCGAACAGCGACGAGCCGAGAAGUGCGAGGGGUCCAUUCCUCGCUCCCGACGCUCAAUACGAGGUGAUUCAACAAGGUCGUUACUCCUAUUACGGGUCGAAGGAUGACGAGGAGCUGCAGGAGGGUCCGACGAGUUCCAAUUACUUCCGGGAGGACGAGAAUGAGAGGGGAGGACGUGAAAGGGAUUAUAGGGAUUACAGAAAUAGUCAGGAAGAGGAAACUCCACAGUGUUGUUUGAGCGAUUCAACGACUCUGGAUUCUGGUUGGCAAAGCGGAGAACAACAGCAAUCCGAUGAUAAUGUUCGGCCGGUGAACGUGUGAUCUUAGACUCGUAAGAUUAUUAGCGAAAACGACGUGGGUGACGAGCGACCAUCGAUUUUGUGCGGGAAAAUGUUACACGAAAACAAUUAAAUCUAAAUAACGAAGAAAAAUGCGCGACAAUAGUUUCUGAUCUGUGAAUAAUUUAGAUCGAUCGUAUGUACUUCUUAGCUAAACAAAGCGAGUGAUUGAAAUGAUUGGGAUCUAACUCUUUGAACUUAAUUGACGGAUAGAGAACAUGGCGAUAAUGUUUGAGCAGAUAAGGUCCUAGUCGCAUUAGUAGGUUCGCUUUUAAAAAGCGUAGCUGAACUUAAUUAAACUUGAUGCACUAAAUUUAAAUAAUGCAGUGUGAACCUUGGAAUAUAGUCCGCGCAUCAAGUUAUCGUAUCGAUUUCUCUCCCGAAACAAGAAGAAUUGCUAACGGAGCUAAUUUAAAGACAGUAUUUCGCAUCUUUAAAUAAAUUAAGCAUUCAUGAAUGUGACGCACGACAAAUUUCGUUUCCGUAAAUAGCAGUUAUUUAAUAGCUAUUAAUUUUAUCUUCGAUAUUUAUCCAUUAAACGACUAUACAUAUUCUUAUUUCUUCGUAUUAACACAAAUCUUUUUAAUUCGACGUCAUUUACGCGAUUGAUGACGAAUUGUAUCGAUGCCAUAGACAGCACAAGAUUAAUGAACAGACUUUAGUGAUAAUUUGUAGUAAUAAAAAUUAUAAUAACGUAAAACACAAGCGCUAAUCUCGAUUUGGGCGAGAAAGGACUACCAUUAAUUCCUCUCGUAAGAAGCUUGCCAGUUUAAUAUAAUCUAUACGUAUAAAUUUUUUUUAAAUUGAAGAGUAGACGCGAUGCAAGUAGAAUACGAUCAAGUGAUAAUUUAUAUUAAUCCUCGAUAAAAUGAAGUGAUGUGAACAAUUAAAGCUUGUGCCGCAUUGAAGGUGCAGGUGAAGAUUCAUUGUGUUCAGCAUUAGUUGUGCAUCAACGAUCAUGACGGAUGGAGUGAAUUUAAAGCAACUUGAUCAUUUAUAACAUGAUCAACUGUUAAUCACGUAGGACGAAUUCGCGGCAAAUUCUGUGUAUUUUUGCUAAUUGCAAUGUUGCUCGUGUUGCUCGUGUUGCUCGCAGUAAUAAAUAAUAUUAUUGAGUGUUAAGUAUAACCGAAAAAUUAUUUACGAUGUGAGAACGAAUGAGGACGGAGUGAGAGGGAAUGAAUGGAAGAAUAUUAGUUUUAUAAUACGGAUUUGUUUAUUAAAAAUAUAUAUAUUCAUCGAACGUAUGAUUACUUUACUAGAAAGACGUUUGCCUUAUUAGUUAUUCAUUUAUUAUUUUGUAUUAUUUAUUGCAUUUGUCUUGGCAAUAUUGUAUUUUUACCUGACGUUCUCCUAAAACUCUUUUAUCCAUUGUAUUAUACAUUGGAAUUAGAAUUGUCAGUCUACAAUUGUUUUUUUUUUUUGGUUAGAUAUGCGAUAGAUACCAUGUACAAAAGUGCUUUACUCUUGCCAUUACGUGUUAGCUGUAAUUCUUAAAUGAUCACUGACUAUCUUUGAGACAUUAACAAUCGAACAUGUUCGUAACCAUAAGAAAUAUAUUCAUGAUAAGAGUUUAAAUUUUUUUGCAUUUAAAAAAUCGUCUUAUUGUCAUUCAUAAUUCGGAUUUAUUUCUUAAAAUCUUAUAUGCGCGACUGAAACGUUUCAUUCCAUGCUUUUCUAUCAAUUCACAAUUUUAUGCAAAUCUUUUAUACGAUGAUCGUUUGUUAUCAAUGCUUAUUGAUGAAUGACUUCUUAAAAUAUUGCGCCGUUACGGUAGCGAGCACUCGCUUUCAGAAUCACAAUUCAGGUGGACCAAGGACAAUAUAGAGAGAUCAAUCAAACUAAUUAGCGAUUAGAAUACUCGUCGGUUGUCUAUUUUCGUUAUCGGCCGCUCGAGAUAUAAAGGUGAAUAAAAUGCAUAUUUUAUCAUUCGGAAGCGACAUAGUCAGAUUGUAGCGCAUGUAGCUUAAUGCCAUUUAAGUGAAUAAAGUGUACCUUAAGGGCGAGCCGCGAGUCGUAGUAAGUCCGAUGCGCCAUCGAACAAUGUACUUGACAAUGAUUAAGGAAUAAAGAAUGAUUUUGUGAAGCA